AUGUAUGUUAAUNAGCCAUUAACAUCUACAACUGACAAACGAGCUGCCUUAUUAUUUAAAGUAAUCAGACAACCUUAAUAAUCAUAAUUUGAAUCUUAAGAAUAUCCUUAAGUUAAUGUACCAAUGCCUGUACCUACACAUACUCUAAUGUCUCAGUAAGUUCCAUAGACUGCUAGAAAUUCAAAUAGUCGUAAAAUAGAAUUGCCAACCAAAACAAAUAGAGCAAGGAGUCAAUCUCCACAAUUCAAGAAUGUUGUUCUUGUUACAAAAGCAGAAGAAUAACCUAUAUCAAUUAAAUAAUCAUCAGAUAAUCUCACAUAAAAAUUCAUGUAACUAGGUGAGAAAUUUUCAUAAGAAAAACUUUAAUAAGUUGUUCCUCCUAUUGAAGAUAAUGAUAAUUUUAAAGAAAUCAAUGAUAUGAUUACUUAAUAAGAAGAAGAGUUGUAAAAAUAGAUUGAACAAUUAGAUAAUCAUAUUAAAAUUGAUUCGAAAUUGAGAAAAACAAAUAAUAUUGAUAAUAAUAAUAACAUAGCAAAUUUUGCAAACGUAAACAGUAAUAAUUAAGAACUUUAAUAAUUGAAGCAAAAAUAUACUGAACUAGAUGAUAAAUAUAAUAAAGCUUUAGAAGAAAACUCACACUUAAAGAGAAUCAUUAGAUAAAGUGGUGAGUAAUUAAAGAAAUAAAACUAACUUUCAUAAUCAGGAUAUAAAUAACUUACUGAUAAUGUUCUAAAUUACUCUACAGUCUCUAAUUAGGAAUAAUUUGAAAGAACUAUAGAAAAAAAGAAUUAGAUCAUUAAAGAUUUAUCAAAUUAAUUAUUAGAAUUAGAAAAGAAUUCUAAGGCUACUGUUAUUGAAUAAUUACGUAAUUAGAUAGCUAGAUUAGAAUAAUAAACAAUAGAAAAAGAAGAAUAAUGGUAGAUCUAAGAAAAAUUAUAUAAAGAAAAGAUUUUUCAAUUGUUCUAAAAUACAGAAUGA
Paramecium pentaurelia is the source of this 978-nucleotide messenger RNA. NCBI's taxonomy places the organism in Eukaryota, Ciliophora, Oligohymenophorea, Peniculida, Parameciidae. The record is from the annotation of a GenBank genome assembly.